AAGAAAAUAAAGUGCACCAGGUUGUUGUUAAUUUUAAUCCCAUAAUAAUAAUAAAAGAAAAAAAAAAACAAACGUCUCAUUAAAAAAUAAUUAACAAUAUAAUACCAAAUAAAUACAUACAACAAAAAUAAUCAAAAUAAAUAAAAUAUAAUUUUUUCAUAAGACAAGUAUGUAUAAAUAAAAUUAAAAUAAAAAAAAAAAAAAAACCCAUGAGCAAAGUUUGUCAACGAUUUCAACAUGUUAUACGAAACUCAGUGAUAGUGAUAUCAAUUUGAUAAUUAAAAAAUAAAUAAACCAUACAUAAAAUUAGCACAUAUUUUAUAUUAAUUAAUUUAAUCAAGCACAGACAUGUCAAUAAAAAAUAUUUUUGACUAAAAAAAAAAAUACAAUAUAAUAAUAAAUUUAGAUAAAAAAAAAAAAACGUGUUUAAAGCUAUAUGGGAAUAUGAUUGUAUCCUCGAAUGUGAUCAUCGUAUAAAAUUAAAUAAAAAAAGGAUAUAAAUAUUAUUUAUGGAGUCGUAUAAUAAUCAAAAUAACAAAAUGACAAAUAGGAGAGAUAAAGUAUCAUCAGGUUUUCUUGAUACAUGGUUUGGAAGACCAAAAAAAAGUGGUCGUGGGGGUGGAGUCAGAAGUGGCACUGGCUUCAAUACAAUACCCCGGCCAAAUUCUGGUGAUGAUUUUGAUGAAAUUGAACAACAAACAUCAAUUAUUGAAAGAAUGGAUGAAGAAACAAUGAAUGAACAAUUUGAAAAAAUGUUAUCAAAUAUGAAUUUAAAUGAAGAAAAAAAAGAACCACUUAGACAACAAUCAGAAACUAAAAAAAAAGAAAUGUUAGUAUUACAUUAUAAAGGAAGUAUACAAGAAAAUAGAUCUAAAUUUGAUAAACCAGCUGAUUAUAUACACUAUUUAGCACAACCAGAUUUGAGUGUUAAUAAAAUUUACAAUUGUAUUGAAUCAUUAAGAAUUGCAUUGACUAAUAAUACACUAAGUUGGGUACAAGAAUUUGGCACAAAAGGACUUAAACAAGUACUUGCUACUCUCAAUGAAUGUUACAGGAAUGCCUCUAUACAUUUUGAUAGUGAUAAUAGAUAUGAACGGAUUCAAUACGAAUGCAUACGUUGUUUAAAAGCAAUAAUGAACAAUACAGUAGGAAUAAAAGAAAUGCUUGCUCAUCAUGAAGCAUUGACAAUUGUUGCACGUUCACUUGAGCCAAGUAAACCAUCUGUAAUGUACGAAGCUGUUAAAUUACUUGGUGCUGUUUGUUUAAUAUCAAGUGAUAGUCAUAAAAAAGUACUUGAUGCAAUAACAAUGAAUGGUGAAUUUAAUGGACGUGAUAGAUUUUUACCAAUAGUACAUGGUUUAAUGAAUAAAAAAAAUGAAAAUUUACGUGUUGUUUGUUUACAAUUAAUUAAUUCAAUAAUAUCAUCAGCUGAAGAUUUAGAUUUUCGAUUGCAUUUAAGAAAUGAAAUAAUGCGUGUUGGUCUUGCUGAUAUACUUGAUACAUUAGAUAAUGAUGAUUCUGAAGAUUUAUCAAAUCAUUUAAAAAUAUUUAAUGAUUAUAAAGAAGAAGAUUAUGAAGAAUUUGUACAAAGAUUUGAUAAUGUUAGAUUAGAAUUAGAUGAUGUUAAUGAUUGUUUUGAAGUUGUUAAAAAUAUGGUUAUGGAUACACAAGCUGAACCAUAUUUUUUAUCUGUAUUACAACAUUUAUUAUUUAUCAGAGAUGAUGCAAUGGUACGUCCAGCAUAUUAUAAAUUAAUUGAAGAAUGUGUAUCACAAAUUGUAUUACAUCGUUCUGGUUGUGAUCCAGAUUUUAGUGCAACAAAACGUUUUCAAAUUGAUGUACAACCAUUAAUUGAUACAUUAGUUGAAAAAUCACGUGCUGAAGAAGAAAGAAAACUUGUUGAAAUGUGUCAAAAACUUGAAGAGGCAAUAUCAAGUAAACAAGAAGCUGAAGCUAAAUUACAACAUGCUGAAAAAAAAAUUAAAGAACUUGAAAAUAAUGGUGGUGGUGGUGGUAAAUUAAGUGGUAAUAAAGGUGGUAGUGGACCACCACCACCUCCACCACCACCAAUGCCUGGUAUGAUGGGACCUGGUGGUCCACCACCUCCACCACCAAUGCCUGGUAUGAUGGGGCCUGGUGGACCACCACCACCACCACCAAUGCCUGGUAUGAUGGGACCUGGUGGACCACCACCACCACCAAUGCCUGGUAUGAUGGGACCUGGUGGACCACCUCCACCACCAAUGCCUGGUAUGAUGGGUCGACCACCUCCACCACCAAUGAUGGGUGGUGGACCACCACCACCACCUGGUAUGGGUGGUUUUCCAGCACCAAAUGCUGUACAAGUACUACCACAUGGAUUAAAACCAAAAAAAAAAUGGCAAGUUGAUGGUCCAUUAAAACGUGCAAAUUGGAAAGUAAUAUUACCACAAAAAUUUACUGAAAAAUCAUUUUGGAUUAAAGUACAAGAAGAUAAAUUGGCAAAUCCAGAUAUAUUAAAUGGACUUGCACAAAAAUUUUCAUCAAAACCACCAAGCAAAAAAAUGGAUGAUGUUGUUGAUAAAUGUACAACAACUAAAAAAGUAAAAGAUUUAAAAGUUUUAGAUGGUAAAUCAGCACAAAAUAUAUUAAUAUUAUUAAAUGGUACAUUAAAACAUAUGAGUUUUGAUGAAGUUAAAAGUUGUUUAUUAAAAUGUGAAGGACCAGUUAUAUGUGAUAAUGUAUUACAAGGUUUAAUACAAUAUUUACCACCACCAGAUCAAUUAACAAAAUUACAAUUAUAUAAAGAUCAAUAUGAUGAUUUAACUGAAGCUGAACAAUUUUGUGUUACAAUAUCAACAAUUAAAAGAUUAUUACCUCGAUUAAAAUCAUUAAGUUUUAUGCUUAAAUUUGAUGAAUUAGUACAAGAUAUUAAACCAGAUAUUGUUGCUGGUACUGCUGCAUGUGAAGAAGUUAAAAGUUCAAAAAAAUUUUUUAAAAUAUUAGAAUUAGUAUUAUUAUUAGGUAAUUAUAUGAAUUCUGGUAGUAAAAAUGGUCAAGCAUUUGGUUUUGAAAUUAGUUUUUUAACAAAAUUAACAAGUACAAAAGAUAUUGAAAAUAAACAAACACUUAUGCAUUAUUUAGUUGAUACAAUUGAACGUAAUUUUUCUGAAUGUUCAAAUUUUUCGGAAGAAUUAUCACAUAUUGAUCGUGCUAGUCGUGUAUCACUUGAAAAUAUACAAAAAUCAUUAAGACAAAUGGAUAUAAGUAUUAAAAAUCUUGAACAAGAUUUAUUAAAUACAAAAAUACCACAAAAUAAUCAAGAUAAUUUCAUUGAAAUAAUGUCACCAUUUGCUAAAAAAGCUAGAGAAUCAUAUGAAGUUAUGCAAAAUAUGUUUAAAAAUAUGGAUACAUUGUAUUCUGAUUUAUCAGAAUUUUAUUCAUUUGAAAAACAAAAAUAUACACUUGAAGAAUUUUUUGGAGAUAUUAAAAAAUUCAAGGAAGAUUUUGAGCAAUCACAAAAAGAAAUUGUAAAGCUGCGUGAUGCUGAAGAAAAACAAAGACGUGCUAGGGAAGCACGUGAAAAAGCUGAAAUUGAACGUGCAGCAAGAGCUGAACAUAAACGUGCACUUGUUGAUAUGAAUGCUCAUGAAACACAAGAAGGUGUUAUGGAUAGUUUGAUGGAAGCAUUACAAAGUGGAGCAGCAUUUAGCCGUCCAGAUCAACGUAGAAAACGUCAAAUACGUGCUGCUGGUGCUGAAAGACGUGCUCAGCUAAAUCGUAGUAGAUCACGAACUGGUCUUGUUGGAACUGGAUUACUUGGUCGAGAAUUAUCCACGAAACUUUUAAGUUCAGCGUGAUAAUUAAUGGCUCGUCAAAAUCAAGUUUCUCUUUCUCCGUCCAACAUGUUGAUGAUGUGAUGUUUUUAUUUGUUUACUACUUGUUGAAAGCCAUCGAUUAAAAAACAGCACAGAUAAAUCGUACGUCUUCCUUUUGGUUUUCAUUAUAUCUGAACGUUUUUUCUUCAUAAUUUUAUAAAAAUUAUUUCUAUCAACAAAGAAAAACAGCGAGAUUACUUGUUAAUAUAUUUAAACUUUAAAUAAUUUUGACAAUAGUUUUUUUAUCUAUUUAAAAAAAAAAAAAAAAAACAAAAACAAAAAAUGCAAAUAGAUGAAAAUUUGUAUGUCUUCUUUAGUUUUCAAUUUGUAAAUUUUUAUUGGAUUUAUUUCAUAAUAACUGAGCAUCAUUGUGUUGAUUAUUUAUACAUAUAUUUUUUUUUAUACAACUAUGUCAAAUAUUACGUAUUAAUUUGGCCUUAAAGUACACAAUAAAUAAAAUCUAAGUGUAAAUAAAUCAAAUUUAUAGAUAGAAAAAAAAAAAGAAAAAAAUAAUAAUUAGUAACUUUAAGUUGUGCAUUUAAAGACAACCGAUUAAAAGAUCAAAAAGAAAAAAAAAAAAAAAAUGUUAGAAAUUAAUCUUUAAAAAGACAGAUAAAAUUAUUUAAUUUUUUUUUUUCAUUUGAUCAAUUGAUCUUGUAACAUCUCGGUAUUGAUUUUAUAUAUUUAAUAUAAAAAAAAUUUAAAAAAUCAAGGCAAUUGGGAUAUUAUCCUGUGUAUCUAUACUGUGAAUAUUAGAUAUUAACAUUAAAAUAUAUGAAUUUUAUUAUUAAACACAAUUAAAAGACAUUCUUAAAAAAGAAAAAAAA
This is a messenger RNA of Aphidius gifuensis, 4684 nucleotides long. It is a transcript of the gene dia, whose product is annotated as protein diaphanous. Bases 510 to 3839 code for a protein of 1109 amino acids. Gene Ontology annotation, molecular function: microtubule binding; small GTPase binding; actin binding. The record is from RefSeq and is a predicted model, not a curated record. The transcript has 8 exons. Gene Ontology annotation, biological process: actin filament polymerization; actin cytoskeleton organization. NCBI's taxonomy places the organism in Eukaryota, Metazoa, Arthropoda, Insecta, Hymenoptera, Braconidae. Gene Ontology annotation, cellular component: cytoplasm; actin filament.